Messenger RNA from Apis dorsata (giant honeybee), 4791 nucleotides. RefSeq names its product plasma membrane calcium-transporting ATPase 3 (gene PMCA). Gene Ontology annotation, cellular component: intracellular membrane-bounded organelle; membrane. Gene Ontology annotation, biological process: regulation of cytosolic calcium ion concentration; calcium ion transmembrane transport. The coding region runs from base 1030 to 4791 and encodes 1253 amino acids. Lineage: Eukaryota; Metazoa; Arthropoda; Insecta; Hymenoptera; Apidae. The transcript has 15 exons. Gene Ontology annotation, molecular function: P-type calcium transporter activity; ATP hydrolysis activity; ATP binding. The record is from RefSeq and is a predicted model, not a curated record.
CCGUUUCUUAUGUGUUAGAGUGUGUUAAAGAUUUUUAACGGUGUCGGUUAAAUUAUUCGAUCACGUUUUCUCGCUCUUCGAACCAGAGAAAAAAAGCUCACCGGGAGCUGCGCGUGUAUUUUUGUGCGUCGUACAGGGUCUCGUGUUGGUGGGUCACGCCGCGCAAGAGCUAAGAGAGGCUGCUGUUUCUUCUCGCUUUAUUCAAAGACUUUUCAUAUCUUUUUUUUUCAAUUUUUUUUUUAAGUUCAGUUUUUCGUUAAUACAUGUGAGAUAGAUAUUCGAAUAUCUUCUUUUUUUUUUUCUUGGUUUCUUUUGGCAGUCUCUCGUCGUCCUCGGCGUGCAGCAGCGGCGACAAGCGGCAGCACCCAGUAACACACUGCGACGAGCGGGCGUCCGUGACACGAUCCAGGAGAAUCGAGCGAUCCGUUUGUUCGUGGUUGCAAGUAUACGAGUGCUCCGAAACGCGCGAAUAAAUGUGUCGGUCACGGUACAAGACGUGAAGCGGGGGAAUAUACGGCAAGUGAGUAUAUUUUUAGUAGCAAGCGCCAAGCGCUAAGGCAGAGUGGUAUAAACGGCGCGCAGUGGCCUGAUGAAGCGGCGUAUGUGACAUCAAAUUUCUCUCUCUUGCCACCUUGACGAGACACCGAGACAUCUUGCAGACUAUCAGCGCGCGCAUCGAACCGCAAGUGAAACCGAAAGAAAAUAGUGAAACUUUGCGCAGUACGUGUACGAGUAACUAGAGGGCAACACGAAUCGAUUACUAUAUUGCUAAUGGCUUAUUUCACUUAACACGCCUUUCCGUGGUGAGCAAAAUCGGUGCCUAGAGUGGUGUGGUGCGAUUCAAGGUUUUGCACGUUAGAGAUUGACAGGAAAGAAUGAAGCUUCGUGGUCCAUAUCAAUAAAGGGAGCUAUUGGUCCUCCAAUUUCCUGGAGACCAGUGGUGUCAGUGACACCAAAAAAUAAUACGAGCUGCUAGCGUGAAGAAGUAUAGUAAAGUUGGCUUAAGCCAACGUCGGUGGAAAAAACAAAAUGGCAACAAUAGAUGGCAGACCAACCCAAUAUGGUAUCAGUCUUAAGCAACUUCGUGAGCUCAUGGAGCUCCGAGGACGUGAAGGUGUCACUAAAGUCAAUAGCUAUGGUGGUGUGCAGGAGAUUUGUAAAAAAUUAUAUACUUCACCUAGUGAAGGUCUCAGUGGAUCAGCAGCUGAUAUUCAACAUAGACGAGAUACAUUUGGUUCCAACCUAAUACCUCCAAAACCACCAAAAACAUUUCUACAAUUAGUGUGGGAAGCUCUUCAAGAUGUUACAUUAAUUAUCUUGGAAGUAGCAGCAUUGGUUUCAUUAGGUCUUAGCUUUUAUCACCCAGCAGAUGAUGAAGAAAAACCUUUAAUAGAUGAAGAUGAAGCAAAAUAUGGUUGGAUAGAAGGAGCUGCUAUAUUUAUUUCUGUGAUCUUGGUGGUAAUAGUAACAGCUUCCAAUGAUUACUCUAAGGAAAAACAAUUUAGGGGCCUCCAAAGUCGUAUAGAGGGGGAACAUAAAUUUUCUGUCAUUAGACAAGGAGAAGUCAAACAGAUUUCUGUAGCUGAUAUUGUUGUUGGUGAUAUAUGUCAGAUAAAAUAUGGAGACCUGCUGCCAGCAGAUGGUAUCCUUAUACAAAGCAACGAUCUCAAAGUGGAUGAGUCCAGUUUAACCGGAGAGUCAGACCAUGUUAAAAAAGGAGAAUCGUUCGAUCCCAUGGUACUCUCAGGUACACAUGUGAUGGAGGGUUCUGGAAAAAUGUUAGUUACUGCAGUAGGUGUUAAUUCGCAGGCUGGUAUUAUCUUUACUUUGUUGGGUGCUGCUGUUGAUCAACAAGAACAAGAAAUCAAGAAAAUGAAGAAAGAGGCUAAGAAGCAGCGGAAGAAGAAGUCAUUAACAGAUGAAGAAAUAACUGGGAACAGCCAUGUGAGCGCAGCCAAGCCUGAACCUGCGGAGAACCACCAUGCAGUUAGCCACGCACCUGAAGGAAAGAAGGAGAAGAGUGUUUUACAAGCCAAGCUAACUAAACUCGCCAUACAAAUCGGUUACGCCGGCUCGACCAUAGCAGUGCUUACCGUUGUCAUUCUAGUCAUUCAGUUCUGCGUUACCACAUUUUACGUGCAGGGGAAAAGUUGGAAAAAUACAUACGCUGGUGAUUUGGUGCGGCAUUUGAUCAUUGGUGUAACGGUACUUGUAGUUGCCGUUCCCGAAGGUCUUCCUCUAGCUGUUACCCUCUCCCUUGCUUAUUCCGUUAAGAAAAUGAUGAAAGACAACAACUUGGUGCGUCAUUUGGAUGCUUGUGAAACGAUGGGUAACGCGACGGCAAUCUGUUCGGACAAGACUGGUACCCUGACAACCAACCGAAUGACCGUUGUUCAAUCGUACAUAUGCGAAAAGAUGAGUAAAAUAACCCCGCAGUUUUCGGAUAUCCCGUCGCAUGUCGGAAACUUAAUGGUUCAAGCUAUUUCUAUUAAUUCGGCGUACACAUCCAGAAUAAUGCCUGCGCAGGAACCUACAGAUUUGCCGCUUCAAGUCGGCAAUAAAACCGAAUGUGCCUUACUUGGAUUUGUAAUAGCCCUGGGCAUGAACUAUCAGACGAUACGAGACGAUCAACCUGAGGAAACUUUCACGCGGGUAUACACGUUCAAUAGCGUUAGGAAGAGCAUGUCCACCGCCAUCCCGAGGAAAGGUGGUGGAUACAGGCUCUUUACCAAGGGCGCUUCCGAGAUCAUCAUGAAGAAAUGUGCCUUUAUAUAUGGUCGUGAAGGUCAUUUGGAAAAAUUUACCAAAGAGAUGCAAGAGCGUCUGGUAAAGAACGUGAUCGAGCCGAUGGCGUGUGACGGUCUCCGUACUAUUUGCAUCGCGUAUCGCGAUUUCGUUCCUGGAAAGGCAGAAAUUAAUCAGGUUCAUAUCGACAACGAGCCGAAUUGGGAUGACGAGGAAAAUGUCGUGAACAAUCUCACGUGUUUGUGCAUUGUGGGUAUCGAGGAUCCGGUACGGCCCGAGGUGCCGGAAGCGAUCAGAAAGUGUCAAAAAGCAGGCAUCACUGUGCGAAUGGUGACUGGAGACAAUAUAAAUACCGCGCGUUCCAUUGCUUUGAAAUGUGGAAUUUUGAAACCAAACGAAGAUUUCCUGAUCCUCGAAGGCAAAGAGUUCAAUAGGAGGAUUCGCGAUAGCAGUGGCGAAGUACAACAACAUUUGUUGGACAAAGUGUGGCCGAGGUUAAGGGUGUUGGCUAGAUCGUCACCUACAGACAAGUAUACACUCGUAAAAGGCAUAAUCGAUAGCAAAGCGAGCGUGAGUCGCGAAGUUGUUGCUGUAACUGGUGAUGGAACGAACGACGGCCCUGCUUUGAAAAAGGCUGAUGUCGGUUUUGCCAUGGGUAUCGCUGGCACCGACGUCGCCAAGGAAGCUUCCGAUAUCAUCUUAACGGAUGAUAAUUUUUCGUCGAUCGUGAAGGCAGUUAUGUGGGGUAGAAACGUCUACGAUAGUAUAGCAAAGUUCUUGCAGUUUCAAUUGACCGUCAAUAUCGUCGCUGUUAUAGUUGCUUUUAUCGGGGCAUGUGCCGUGCAAGAUUCCCCUCUUAAAGCGGUGCAGAUGUUGUGGGUGAACUUAAUCAUGGACACAUUAGCAUCUCUUGCAUUGGCCACCGAAAUGCCUACGCCUGAUCUUCUUCUUCGUAAACCCUAUGGUCGCACGAAACCGCUCAUUUCCAGGACAAUGAUGAAGAACAUUCUUGGCCAAGCUAUCUAUCAGUUGACUGUAAUUUUUAUGCUUCUUUUCGUUGGUGAUAAGAUGCUCGACAUCGAAACAGGCCGAGGAGUUGCGCAGGCUGGCGGCGGUCCAACGCAACACUUUACUAUUAUCUUUAAUACAUUCGUCAUGAUGACACUUUUCAACGAAUUUAACGCUAGAAAAAUCCAUGGUCAGCGUAAUGUCUUCCAAGGAAUAUUCACCAAUCCCAUCUUUUACACUAUCUGGAUCGUGACAUGUCUAUCGCAGGUAGUUAUCAUACAAUAUGGUAAAAUGGCGUUCAGCACGAAAGCUCUCACAUUAGAACAAUGGAUGUGGUGCCUAUUCUUCGGAGUCGGUACUCUAUUGUGGGGCCAAGUAAUUACAACUAUUCCUACGCGCAAGAUUCCUAAAAUCCUUUCAUGGGGCCGCGGCCAGCCGGAUGAUAUCAGUGCGAUCAAUCUAGGAGAUGAGAAAUUCGACCCUGACUCGGAUAAAAAGCCGCGCGCAGGACAAAUUCUAUGGAUCCGUGGUCUAACACGACUACAGACACAGCUUCGAGUAAUCAGAGCGUUCAAGUCGACUCUAGAAGAUUUGGAGGAGCGUCGCUCUGUCCAUAGUUUACACAGCUUACACAGUAUGCGCAGUUCACGCAGCCACACUGGGCCCCGACCACUUUCUGACUUCACAUACAUUGACGAAGACCCGACAAACAGUGCGCUGAACGCCAGCAAGGGCAAUUUGCCGAACAAGACCGCCGAGGAUCAUACGACCGCCAGGAUGAACAGCUCUACGUCACCAUUGUUGCUCAGCGUUACGGGAUCAGGCAUCGCGUACAACCAUCAUAAUACCACCAUAAACACCAUCAAUGACAAUAGAUCCUCGUCCAAUAGUGCCCUAAACCAGGCCCAACAACCCAACCAUACGCAGAUGCAGAAUAGCAACAACAGAGACAGCAACACAGGAAACUCCCUGCUUCUCAGCUCCAAUAAUUUGGCCAUCCCGGAAUUGACGAAGCUCGUGCAUGAAACCAGCAUUUAA